Molecule: messenger RNA, 195 nt
Organism: Thecamonas trahens ATCC 50062
Lineage: Eukaryota; Apusomonadida; Apusomonadidae
Exons: 2
Coding region: 1-195 (64 amino acids)
Source: RefSeq, a predicted model, not a curated record
AUGGGCAACACGACGUCGAAGGCCCGGGUCAAUACUCGGCCCGGCGAGGUGGCGUGCAAGUCCAAGGCGUGUGCCAUCCAGACCUGCCUGGCCGAGAAGGACUACGAUCAGGAGGCGUGUACCGAUGUCAUCGAUGCCUACUUUGCAUGCAUGGCCAAGCAUGGUGACAAGGCCAAGAAGAAUGUGCCUGCGUGA